GCCUCCCCGGGCUGCGGCGAGCCCGGCCCGCGAGCGUCACUGCCCGCGCGCUCCCUCCGCCCUCCGGAGCUGCGCCAGCGGAAGGAAACCGAAACCAAAGCCCGCGUCCUGCCCGCGCCGCCCGCUCGCCGGGUGCCCGGGGUCCAGCUCUUCGGGCUGCUCCCGGGCGGCCUCGGCCGCGGCUCCUCCGCCCUUGCAGUCGGGUCGCCCGUGAGCGGCGCAGAAUGGGCAGGUGCUGCUUCUACACGGCGGGGACGUUGUCCCUGCUCCUCCUGGUGACCAGCGUCACGCUGCUGGUGGCCCGGGUCUUCCAGAAGGCCGUGGACCAGAGUAUCGAGAAGAACGUCGUGUUAAGGAACGGCACUGAGGUCUUCGACUCCUGGGAGAAGCCCCCCCUGCCCGUGUACACCCAGUUCUAUUUCUUCAACGUCACCAAUCCAGAGGAGAUCCUUCAAGGGGAGACCCCUCGGUUAGAAGAAGUGGGGCCGUACACCUACAGAGAACUCAGAAACAAAGCAAAUGUUCAGUUUGGAGAUAAUGGAACAACAAUAUCUGCUGUUAGCAACAAGGCCUAUGUUUUUGAACGAAACCAAUCUGUUGGAGACCCUAAAAUUGACUUAAUUAGAACAUUAAAUAUUCCUGCAGUGACCGCUAUGGAAUGGUCCCAGGUGCACUUCCUGCGGGAGAUCAUCGAGGCCAUAUUGAAAGCCUAUGAACAGAAGCUCUUUGUGACGCGCACAGUUGACGAAUUGCUCUGGGGCUACAAAGAUGAGAUCCUGUCCCUCCUCCACCCUUUCAAACCUGACAUCUCUCCCUAUUUUGGCCUGUUCUAUGGGAAAAAUGGCACUAAUGAUGGAGACUAUGUUUUUCUAACUGGGGAAGACAAUUACCUUAACUUUACAAAGAUUGUGGAAUGGAAUGGAAAAACGUCACUUGACUGGUGGACAACGGAGAGGUGCAAUAUGAUUAACGGCACAGAUGGAGAUUCUUUUCACCCGUUAAUAACCAAAGAUGAAGUCUUGUAUGUCUUCCCAUCUGAUUUCUGCAGGUCAGUGUACAUAACUUUCAGUGACUUUGAGAGUGUGGAGGGACUGCCUGCCUUUCGGUAUCGCAUGCCCCCAGAAAUACUAGCCAACAGCUCCGACAAUGCUGGCUUCUGCAUUCCUGCAGGAAACUGCCUGGGCUCAGGAGUUCUGAAUGUCAGCAUCUGCAAGAAUGGUGCACCCAUUGUUAUGUCUCUCCCACACUUUUACCAAGCAGAUGAGAGGUUUGUUUCUGCCGUAGAAGGCAUGCACCCCAGUAAGGAGAAUCACGAGACGUUCGUGGACAUUAACCCUUUGACUGGAAUGAUCCUAAAAGCAGCCAAGAGGUUCCAAAUCAAUGUUUAUGUCAAAAAAAUUGACGACUUUGUUGAGACGGGAGACAUCAGAACACUGGUUUUCCCAGUGAUGUAUCUCAAUGAGAGUGUUCUCAUUGAUAAGGAGACUGCAAGUCGCCUCAAGUCUGUGAUUAACACUACUUUGAUUAUCACCAACAUCCCGUACAUCAUCAUGGCACUGGGCGUGUUCAUCGGAUUGAUCUUCACCUGGCUUGCGUGCAGGGGACAGGGGUCCAUGGAUGAGGGAACGGCAGACGAGAGAGCACCCCUCAUACGAACCUAACCAUCGCCUGAGCUUGGUGAGGGACCCUGGGAGCUGUUCUGCUUGGACCCGGCCGUGUGGGAACAUUCGACACUCUGCACACCGUUGCAGGACUGCUGCCUGUGGGGAGGAGGGAAAGACCAGUGCUGGCAAGUGAGGAGAACAUUCUGGCCAGAGGGGAGAGAACAGGCUGACAGGGCUGGCCACUGUGCUGGUUAAAUCAUGUGGUCUCUGAAAUUGUUUUUUCAUGUGUCUGGCAAGUAUUUAAUAAAUCUUGUAUAGUAAUUUUUUUGUUGCUGGGUGUGGGGUGUGGUAGCUCCAGAAUUUUGUGACCACUGUUGUGGAUAAAAUGUCUGCCUCACUUGUUCCUGCUGCUUGGUCUGACUCUCCCCACCAGGCUUCACUCAGCAGACUGCGCUCACCAUCCAUGUAGACCACUUUAUUGUACUCCGUUUCACUCCCGCAGAAGUAGGAGUUCAGAACCAGGGUAAAAUGGUAGCCUCCUGAUACAUCAUUCAAAUGCAUCUAAUUUCUUCUUUUAAAACAUUACACAUUGCAUUUUAUGCUAAUAUUCAAUUCAUAAUUCCUCUAGGGAAAUUAAUUCAGUCUUCCAACUACUUUUAUACUGGGUAGGAGUCAAGUGGGGAGGGACAGAGGGAGACUUGGUCGUAAUAGGCAAAGACUUGGUUGUAAUAGGCUCCUAAGGAUUUUUAACUUGUACUUUUGUGAACUGAGAGAAUGCGUAAAUAAUACUGGUGAGGAUAAGUACAAAUAUCUCAUGUAGCGUAGAACUAAAGCUAGUUAUGACACUUGUAAAUAGUUAACUGUUAUUUUUUAGUGAAAACGAUUUUGCUGUGGAAAGAUACUUCUGGGGAAACAUGAUCAGUAAUCGAUUUCUUUUCCCCAGUCGAGCCUGCCAAAUGGUGAGUCUGUAUUAAUUAACAAACUAUUGAGUGAUUAUUUGUAAAAUUAUGAAUAUAAGAAAUCUGUCCAUCCAUGUAAGGACGUCUGGUGAGACUAAAGAGACGUUUCUUCUAAGGCAGUUUUGGUAACACAUUCACGUUUUUUGUAAGUCCUUUCCUCAGACUUGGUUCCUUCCAGUCUCUCAUGGCUCAUUGUCACACACUGAAUAGAGAAACGUGCUCUCCACUCCCGUGAUGAUCAUUUUGCUGGCAGAAUGAUGGACGUUUAAGAUACUGUACAGGAAGUCCUUUAAAGAAAGGUCCCUGGGAACCAGAAGCAGAGCUACCUCUCUUCAAAAGACUUCUUGGUUCCAGUGUAACCUAAGUCAGAGGUUUCAGGAGCUGUCUAUAUCACAGUAUUAGCAUUCCAGAAUAUUUAAAAGCAUUUUCUUUGAUUCUCAAACUUCACCAUUCAUUUUUAACUGAGAAGCCUACACAGGUAUCUGGCAAAGUGCUUACAGAAUUUCUUAACAACAGAAUCAUUCUAAGGGAUUUUUUUUGGUCUAAAACUGGAUUUCAGUGUAAGCAAAUAAAGGGGAAAAAAUCACAGAUUUCACAUACAUAGCUUCUCAUCCCUGUGUGGAGGUAAUAAAUUGCUUUAAUGUAUGUAACGUGUAUGCCCAAUUUUUCCUCUCUCUACACUAAAGUAAUAUGUGAUAUGUGUCCCUUCUUGGAAGGGCAAUUCAUUAAACUCUCAAUUUUCUAUAAAUCAAGAUAGAACCUUUAGAUAUCCCGAUUCACCAGAAUGUGAAAAACGAAAUAAAAAAUCUUUGGUCUUUAAUAAUGUUAAAUACCUAGACUUUGAAAAUUUACCAAUAUUUAACUAGAUCAUUGGCAUACUUUAUUUAUGUAUGAACUUAUCCACACCAAUAAAACCAACAGGCCUGUGCAUACUUACUUGCUCAGUCCUAUUAUCAGGGUCUAACCAACUGUGAGGAGGAAACUUUGAUACUGUAAAUGGUAACAGUUAAUGAGGUUCACACUUGGACUGAGUCCCACAUGGGCAGAGACCAAAAACACAUUAAUUCCAUACUUGUGUCAUGAUUCUUAAUAGUUACUUGGCCCAAAUCACAUUUGCUAUCUCCCUUUUGAAAAGUGUGAGGCAAACCUAUAAUCUGCUUUCUAAGUUAUAGACUGGUUAAGAAUAAUAAUGGACCUAGUCUUCUCUUUGGUUUCAGGUUAAAAAUAAUGAACUAUUCCUUGCUCGUCCUCUUGUAGCCAUUAUCCUGGACAGACCCCAAAGACUCUGACCGUCAGCAUUGUCACACCAGAAAGAGCAGGCACCCCCUGUCCUGACGCUCCAUCUAGAGAGGGAGAAGCCAGGCAGACAGCUUCACUCGUUUCUCUCAGGGCAAACUGGAAGAUGGCAUUGCACUGAUAGCUCCAGCUUUCCCCCACUAAACUUUAUUUCCUUAUGUUCUAGAAAGAUCACUGAUGGCCAAGUGGAGCAAGUACUACACGACUAACCCCUAUCGGGGUUUUUUACUUAAGGGAGGCUACUUUUUAAUUUAAACUGUUCUAGAUAGGAAUUCUGCAAAAGGGGAUGCUCGCACUUGGCCCUCUGGGCAUUGACUGGAGUGAAUGUGCCUGUUAAAGAGAAUACUGACCAGAAUGCUCUUCAUGUAGCUUACACAUUUGGUUCAUUUGAUGUGAUUCUUGACAUGUUUAUUUCUACCCUUAAUGCAAUAAAAUGUUUCACUAAUAAAAAAAACUUUA
Nycticebus coucang (slow loris) is the source of this 4318-nucleotide messenger RNA. It is a transcript of the gene SCARB2, whose product is annotated as scavenger receptor class B member 2. Bases 225 to 1661 code for a protein of 478 amino acids. The record is from RefSeq and is a predicted model, not a curated record. Gene Ontology annotation, biological process: protein targeting to lysosome; receptor-mediated endocytosis. NCBI's taxonomy places the organism in Eukaryota, Metazoa, Chordata, Mammalia, Primates, Lorisidae. The transcript is spliced from 12 exons. Gene Ontology annotation, molecular function: scavenger receptor activity. Gene Ontology annotation, cellular component: cytoplasm; membrane; lysosome.